AUGGCCGACAAAGUGAAUGAGGAAUCCAGCAAUAAUCCAGGGAAAGAUGAGCUGGACUGGGGCUAUGAAGAAGGUGUAGAAUGGGGACUCCUUUACCCUGCAGCCAAUGGUGAGUACCAGUCACCCAUCAACUUGAACUCAAGAGAGGCUGAGUAUGACUCAUCCCUCCUGGAUGUUCGCCUGUCACCAAACUACGUGGUGUGUCGUGAUUGUGAGGUCAUCAAUGACGGACACACAGUGCGUAUCCUUCUUAGGUCAAAGUCAGUGGUCAGUGGUGGUCCAUUGCCUAGCGAUCAUGAGUAUGAACUUCACGAGGUUCGAUUUCACUGGGGCAAAGAGAAUCAGAGAGGAUCAGAACACACAGUCAACUUCAAGGCUUUUCCUAUGGAGCUCCAUCUGAUCCACUGGAACAGCACACUGUUUAAUUCUCUGGAAGAUGCUUUGGGGAAAAAGAAUGGAGUGCUCAUCAUUGCUCUUUUUGUUCAGAUUGGCAAAGAGCAUCUGGGUCUGAAAGCCAUCACUGAGGUUCUACAGGACUUGCAGUACAAGGGGAAGAGCAAGAUAAUUCCCUGCUUCAACCCAAACACUUUGCUGCCUGAUCCGUUAUUGAGAGACUACUGGGUUUAUAAAGGAUCUCUGACCACACCACCUUGUAGUGAGAAUGUGACCUGGAUCCUUUACCGCUACCCUCUAACUAUAUCACAAUUACAGAUUGAAGAGUUUCGGAGGCUGCGCUCACAUAUAAAAGGGGCAGAGCUGCCAGAGGGUAAUGAUGGGAUGUUGGGGGACAAUUUCCGUCCCACCCAACCACUAAGUGAUCGGACAGUUAGGGCGGCUUUCCAAUGA
Nerophis lumbriciformis (worm pipefish) is the source of this 846-nucleotide messenger RNA. The record is from RefSeq and is a predicted model, not a curated record. Lineage: Eukaryota; Metazoa; Chordata; Actinopteri; Syngnathiformes; Syngnathidae.